Messenger RNA from Gracilinanus agilis (Agile Gracile Mouse Opossum), 2872 nucleotides. It is a transcript of the gene SLCO3A1, whose product is annotated as solute carrier organic anion transporter family member 3A1. Gene Ontology annotation, molecular function: protein binding. NCBI's taxonomy places the organism in Eukaryota, Metazoa, Chordata, Mammalia, Didelphimorphia, Didelphidae. Gene Ontology annotation, cellular component: membrane. The transcript is spliced from 11 exons. The annotation marks the transcript as partial. The record is from RefSeq and is a predicted model, not a curated record. Gene Ontology annotation, biological process: sodium-independent organic anion transport; prostaglandin transport; transmembrane transport.
GGCAGCUGGGUAGUCAGUGUCUUAACUACUCUGGAGCGGAGAUUUAACCUGCAGAGUGCUGAUGUUGGUGUAAUUGCUAGCAGCUUUGAGAUUGGUAACUUGGCCCUUAUCCUCUUUGUGAGCUACUUCGGAGCAAGGGGACACAGGCCACGUUUAAUAGGCUGUGGUGGGAUAGUCAUGGCCUUAGGAGCUUUGCUUUCUGCACUGCCUGAGUUCUUGACCCAUCAAUAUAAAUAUGAGGCUGGAGAGAUCCGGUGGGGAGCCAAAGGACGGGAUGUGUGUGCUGCCAAUGGAUCCACCAGCAACAAGAGACCAGAUCUGGAGCUAAUCUGCAGGAAUAGGACUUCCACCAACAUGAUGUACUUGCUUCUCAUUGGUGCACAGGUCCUACUGGGGAUUGGUGCUACCCCUGUGCAACCUUUGGGAGUCUCCUACAUCGAUGACCAUGUGAGAAGGAAAGAUUCUUCCUUGUAUAUAGGGAUCCUUUUCACAAUGUUGGUGUUUGGACCAGCCUGUGGAUUCAUCCUUGGCUCCUUCUGUACCAAAAUUUAUGUCGAUGCUGUCUUCAUUGACACAAAUAAUUUGGAUAUGAAUCCAAAUCCAUAUCCGAUAAAGCUGGUUGUUAAACAUUUACCAGCACAGCACUGGAAAGGUGUUCUGGGUGCAGUGAGGGAAAGGAUUUUCUUUGAUGUUGUUUCCAUUGUGAUACCUAAAGUAACAAAGCAUUUACUGUCUAACCCCGUGUUCACCUGCAUCGUCCUCGCAGCCUGCAUGGAGAUUGCAGUGGUUGCUGGCUUUGCUGCUUUCCUGGGAAAGUACUUGGAACAGCAGUUCAACCUCACAACUUCUUCGGCCAACCAGCUGUUGGGGAUGACUGCUAUCCCAUGUGCAUGUCUGGGUAUAUUCCUAGGAGGUCUUCUUGUAAAGAAGCUCAGCCUGUCUGCUCUGGGAGCCAUUCGGAUGGCCAUGCUAGUUAACCUGGUGUCUACAGCUUGUUAUGUUUCCUUCCUCUUCCUGGGGUGUGAUACAGGUCCUGUGGCUGGGGUUACUGUUCCCUAUGGAAACGACUCAGCACCUGGCACAGCCUUGGAUCCCUACUCUCCUUGCAAUAAUAACUGUGAAUGCCAAACCGACUCCUUCACACCAGUCUGCGGGGCAGAUGGGAUCACUUACCUGUCUGCCUGCUUUGCUGGAUGCAACAGCACGAAUCUCACUGGCUGUGCAUGUCUCACAUCCGUCCCCUCUGAAAAUGCAACAGUAGUUCCUGGGAAAUGCCCCAGUCCUGGUUGCCAAGAGGCCUUCCUUACAUUCCUCUGUGUGAUGUGUGUCUGCAGCAUGAUAGGAGCAAUGGCUCAGACUCCAUCUGUGAUCAUCCUCAUCAGGACAGUCAGCCCUGAACUCAAGUCUUAUGCUUUGGGGGUUCUAUUCCUGCUCCUUCGUUUGCUGGGCUUCAUCCCUCCUCCCUUGAUCUUCGGGGCAGGCAUCGACUCCACCUGCCUGUUCUGGAGCACAUUCUGUGGCGAGCAAGGUGCCUGCGCCCUCUAUGACAACGUGGUGUACAGAUACCUAUACGUCAGCAUCGCCAUUGCCCUCAAAUCCUUCGCAUUCAUCCUCUAUACCACAACGUGGCAGUGCCUGAGGAAAAACUAUAAGCGAUACAUCAAAAACCACGAGGGUGGGCUCAGCACGAGUGAGUUCUUUGCCUCUACUCUGACCCUAGACAAUCUAGGGAGGGACCCUGUGGCCCCAAACCAGUCACAUAGGACAAAAUUUAUCUAUAACCUGGAAGAUCACGAGUGGUGUGAAAACAUGGAAUCUGUUUUAUAGUGACUAAGGAAGGACAAAUUAUAUUAGUAAUCAAAGGGUCCUUUUUCUUAAAAAAAUUAAAAUAAAGUUUUAAAAAAUGGAAACAUACACACACGACAACUACUACAACAACCACUUUUGUCCUUUUCUCAAAACCAUAGCCAGACAGGAUUCAGAAGGAUGAGGCAUAUGGGAACAUGCACUUGACAUUCUUCGGGAGCAAGGCAGGAAAUGCCAGCGGGCCUUGGUGGCAGCCCUCUGAAGGUUCAGAUGUGGUCUCUAGAAAUGCCAUCAGCUCCAAGCAACAGGGAAUGAUGGUGGCCAGUUCAGCAAAAUGGACAUUUUUGGACAUAAAAACCUAUCAUCUUAUUAAAAAAAAAAAAGCUGACAACAUUUCCAGGAUAAGCACUAGUGACACUCUAUGCCACCUCCUCCUUCAAUUUGGGGCAGGGAGGGAGCAAGAGAAGAGGGGGUGGGAGAGCUACUCCCCUCUAACCUUUGCAAUAUGGGUCACUGUGUAGACAACUCACCCAGUCUGCAUGUUGUUCCAGGCCCCAGAGUUCUCUCAGCGAUGUUAUUGGGUGAUCCGUGCUGAAGUCGAUAAACGACACCCCUCACCAGCCGUAUUUCCAUGUUCAAAAGUUAGAAAACUGAGAGAGUGAGGGGAGAAUGGAGUGCGUGUGUUGGGGGACGGAGGGCUCAUCCUUCCCCCAUCAGCACAUCCAGAAGGUGAGAUGUAUCCACCUCCUCCCAAGCCUCACAGACCUCAGGAUGUGCUGGGCCUUCUCUGUGGCUAUGACUGGCUGUGCUCAGAGCCAUGGAGACCCAAAUUUAGUUCAAGUCAUUUGCUUACAUUUGCCAAACAUUUUGCCAUUUUUAAAUGGGUAUGGAUUUCAAACAGUUGUAUGUAUAAUCUCUAAUACUAUUUUUAACUAUUUCCAAAAGCUAUGUUAACCUUUCAGUCACUAACAGAAUUCUAUAAGAGGACUUUAUUAUAUGCUGGUCGCUUUCCUUUUUUUUUCUUUUUAAUGCACCAAAAAAAAUAUAAUGUGAUUCAAGGGAUGCA